Messenger RNA from Paramuricea clavata, 624 nucleotides. NCBI's taxonomy places the organism in Eukaryota, Metazoa, Cnidaria, Anthozoa, Malacalcyonacea, Plexauridae. The record is from the annotation of a GenBank genome assembly.
AUGCGACUCUUCGAAAGGAUCAUAUUUCAAGAAGAGAUUCGUCAUCCCUCAAAAUUGAUUAUUGAUAAGAACCAGUAUGCUUAUAGGGAAAACUCGAACACUACUGCAGCUCUGAUAAGGUGCCAGCAUCAUUGGCUAAAAUGGUUAGACGAUAAGGCUAACUUCAUUCGGGUAAUAUCAGGCGAUUUCAGUAAAGCGUUUGACAGCGUCUCCCACGAUAUUUUAACACAGAAAUUGAAAUCAACAAAUCUUAAUCCAUACAUUAUCAAUUGGCUCAUUAAUUUUAUAUCGUGUAGGAAACAGAGAGUUACUGUAGAUGGAACUGUUACCAAUUUUGUUAAUAUCAACAGAGAAGUACCUCAAGGUACAGUUCUUGGCCCCUUCUUAUUUUCGUUAAUGGUCAACGACAUUGAAGCCAAACAUCCACAAACGAACAAUUUGGUCAAGUUUGCAGAUGAUUUAACAGUGAGUGUUCCUGUCACAUCGUCUGGUGAUUCGGCUUUGGACGAGGUAACUAACAUUGAGAGUUGGGCAAGCAACAAUAGAAUGAAACUCAACUUUAAAAAAACCUGGGAAAUGUUACUAUGUACUCGUUCACCUGCCAUACCUCCACCCCCUUAUUAA